UCCCCCCAAUCCAUCCAAGGCCUCUCUCUGUCAAUCAUGGCCUAUAAUCAUAGAAAGUUAUCCUUAGAUUCACCACCCAGUACAGGCAUACCACCAAUCUGUUCACAAUUUUAUUGCGACCCUUUACAAAACAAGAAUGGUACCUGCCCAGACAAAUGCAUACCUAUGUGUCGCUCCAUCUGUCGCCACUCUCUAUCACCACCACCGCCACCAGCAGACCCUCCCUGCCCCACACUUUCUUGCCCUCCAAACACCCCCAAAAAAUUUCCUCUCAAAUCCAUCAUUCCUCUUUCCAUUCUCGCCGCCAUUUUCCUCCUCCUCUGUUUCCAUAUAAUCUACAAACACUACAAGAAUAGGCAAAGAAACAGAACAAUAUCAUCAUCACCACCACCACCACAACAACAACGACAAGAGACCCAUUAUGAUUUUCUUGAUCAUGGACCAGUGUUGGAUCAUCCGAUUUGGUACAUCCGAACCAUUGGUUUGAACCCAGCCAUCAUCCAUUCAAUUCCAGUUUGUAAGUAUAACAGAGUCAAUGGAAUUGUUGAAGGAACAGAGUGCUCUGUUUGCUUGAAUGAGUUUCAAGAAGAUGAGACUCUUAGGUUAUUGCCCAAAUGUAACCAUGCUUUUCACAUACACUGUAUUGAUAUCUGGCUCAGAUCACACACCAAUUGUCCCCUUUGUCGAGCCAGUAUUGUCACUAACCCGGCCAGAUUGCCAACGCAAUUGCCGGAGCAGAGUGUUCAGAAUUCGAUUGUUUGGGAGGAAACCCAGGUUGUGAUUCCAGAGGGUAGUGGUGAAUUGAGGAGAGAAACAGAGGAAGGAGGUGAAUUAGGGGUUGAAAGUGGAGAAAAGAGACAUGAAAUUGUGAAGCAAGAGGUGGGUGAUGAGAUUCGACCAACGAGGAGAUCUGUGUCUGUAGAUUUUUCGUCGGUUUCAGUAUUCAGUGCUGCUAUGGGUAAUGCACAAUCUGGAGAAUAUGAUGGCAAUGCAAAUUCCCAAGUCGUGAAAGUGAAGGAAUUUGAUAUGGGUAAUGUUGCAAAGAAUGUUGAGGUCAAUCAAAGGUUGAUGAGAUCAAUGGGUGAUAACUCAAUUGGGAGAUCUUUGCAAAAAGGUCCUGCUUUGAUGAAGAGAUCAGUGUCCUGUUGUGAGAAGGCUUCGUUGAACCCGCACGGGUAGCCCAGUGGUAAAAGGGGCAUUGUCUUGGGAUGAACCGUAAAUCCGGACAUCUUAGAUUCGAUUACUAUUGCACAUAGUUUGCCAAUAAUUUCAGGUAUCCGGAGGUGACUCUACUUUUGGAGAGGUUUCUCAUAAAAAAAGAGGCAAAUUUUAUGAGGGUCAUACUUACAUUUUGUUGCUCAUGUCAUUUUGGUCCAUAUAUCCUCUCUCAAUUGGCUCAAUUUUGAUAAUAUUAGUUAGGAUUUUGGAUUUUAAAAAAUGGUUACUCAGUUAGUUGAGAUUUGCUGACUGAGUAGAGUAAGUUUAUAAUUUUGUCUU
Messenger RNA from Camellia sinensis, 1497 nucleotides. Its product is annotated as RING-H2 finger protein ATL54. The record is from RefSeq and is a predicted model, not a curated record. Gene Ontology annotation, molecular function: transferase activity. Gene Ontology annotation, biological process: protein ubiquitination. Lineage: Eukaryota; Viridiplantae; Streptophyta; Magnoliopsida; Ericales; Theaceae.